Molecule: messenger RNA, 7432 nt
Organism: Stylophora pistillata
Lineage: Eukaryota; Metazoa; Cnidaria; Anthozoa; Scleractinia; Pocilloporidae
Source: RefSeq, a predicted model, not a curated record
CGAUGUUCCAUAAGAUCAUGAGAUCUCAGUGAUUGCGGUUUCACGUAGUUUACCGCUUCAGCUACACCUAUUAUACCUCUUUCCUACGAUUGGCCAAAUCACACACAAAUUAGAAAUCAGUCGUCGUAAAAGUUAAUAAACAGUACCUCAUCAAAAAAGAGAAUGCAUUCAUUAUUGGCGGAGUCAAUGGUCUAACGGACUGAUCUAUCCAUUAUCCCGUGAAAUAGUGCUGAGCAGAUAAAAUUGAAUGAGACAUCGAGGCAUAAAACCGUGCUAAAUUUCGAAAUUGACUCAGAAAGAAGGGACUCUCAAGAAGUAAGAGAGAAAUCAGCUUGAGUGGCGCUAAUCAUGCUUCACGCCAAUGGACAUCCGUCGUUUCUACAAUCCUGUGUCGACCAUAGAAAUUUUCAUUUUACUCACUGUAAUAAUCCUCAUUCCACGGUAAAAUUUGCAACAUCCAACGGAGUGUACCCUGCUGUACAGAAGAUUCCACCUUUCCCUUGUUUAUCGACAAUGAAAGCGAAAAGUUACAGCACAGCAUCUGAUGACUUUUUCCGCAAAAACCGUGAUGGCCUUGGACUGUUCUUGACUAGGGAGGAAAAAGCGUUUAUGAAUAGCCAAUUCUGCCACGUUUCAUCUUCAACUGAAUGCGCAAUCGCCUUAAAGCCAAAGGAUUCCACAACUGUGACGUACCAUCACGUGGCACCUUCCAUAUGCUCCAGAAAAACUACAGCAUUAUCUCUUCCAUCUCGUACCCCUGUAACCCACGAUUGUGGCCUUGCUGGCCCCUGUUGUGGCAGUACAAGGCGAGGCCUUGUGCCUUACUGCAACGAUAAGCUUCCAUUGCCGGCCAACUGUAACCACGAAAUUACGAACCUUUGCAUGAGAGUUUCUCAGCAUUCAACAAAAGCAAUUUUAAAUGAAGGCGCCAGUCAGUACGAAGAAACAGGCAAGAGAUGUGCAGCAAAAGAUGGUUCGAUUGAGGGAUGUAUCUCACCUGUCAGGCAAACGGAUAAAAGUAUGGUCGCCGUAUAUCAGGCCUCUCCUAACGCAAUGAAAGGCUGUGGCUUACACUGCUCACAAGAGCAGACAGGGAUGAUACUUCGGGAGCAGUGUCUAUCUUCGCGACUUCCUCAAAAGUCCACACCAAUUCUUACUUCAACAUGCAACGGAGAAGAGAAAAGACCCAGAAUUUGCUCCGUCGACUUUAAUUAUUCAUUAACCGAUUCUGGAACUCAAGGAAAACAAGGAAUUGACAUGGGAAACGCUGCUUCUCUCUCUGUUAAACGAAAAUCUGUACCUGUAGCAGAUCGUGAUCAUUAUACUGAACAAAAACGCAAGAGAUAUUACUUGGGUGAUAAUGCGCUCGAAAUUAUGAAAGAUCAAGCAUCGAUCGAGGUUUCUAAUCCAACAGAUGCUUGCAAGACGCCCCUAAGCGAACCUCUUCCUGAAGACUGUUUGUAUAGCAAGGACGCAAACCUCAGGAUAAGGAGGUUCAGCGAGCUUAGCCGAUCGCUUGAAGUACUGCCGUCAACUAGUCAAGUCAAGGCCAUUACUUCCCAAACGUUAACUUUCACUAAAAACACUUUGGGUACUUUCCCUUCCAGUGCUCACGUAAACCAGUCAUAUGGAGUAAGAAAAUCGCUCGAAAUAGGCAAGUCCCUGGAUAGAACCAGUGCUAUCACUUCUGGUAAUGUAGCUCUCGACAUUACCACUUCCGGUGCUCUCACUUUUGAUACGGCUAUUACUUCUGCCAGGAACAGCAAACCCGGAAGUAACGAUACAAAAUCAACGAAUCAACCAAUGAUAAUUGACCUGACCAAUGAAACUGACAACAAGGGAACUAAUACAGUUACAAGUCGAGCAGGAGACCAAGAUUCUGACGAUGCUAAAUCCACAGAGCGCCGAAAAGACAUCGAUGAAAUUAUUAGCACGGUAAAACCCAUCCAGCGAGAUUUGUUGGAAAGUGACAAAGCAUCUUUAAAGAGCGGCGUUGCUUUCGAUCAUGACUUUAUGCCAAGGCUAAUCGGGGUGCUUCCGUCAGCUGCUGCAAAUGUUAUAUCGAGUUUAGUGACUGACAAAUAAGAGGACUUUCCGGUUCAGUUCUUAUAUCAUAUUAUUAUAUUAUUAUUAUAUUAUUGUUAUUAUUAUUAUUAUACGGGUGCAAACUGGAUCUAGGCAACGGCAAAAUUCAUAGAACUCGACCUCUUUAAAAAACAAAGUACCCCCUUCGUGUCUUUUCGUUAAGUAUGACACAAGUCCUGGUCACAGGAAAACACGAUAACAAAAAAAAGCCAACUAAACCAAUUCAAAUGGUUCCCAAUUAAGCAAUGCAACAUGGCAACAGAGUUGGAUUUUUCCUACGUACAGGAAAGCAGCAAAUUGCUGCAACCCGGAAAUAACUCAUUGAUAUAAUUAGUAGCUUUAAAAUAACUCGUAUCUUUAGAAUUCAGUUUACUCUCAGUCCCCACCAACCCCUCUCCCCUUUCAGCUUGAAGGCUGAGCGAACCUAAGUAAAUGAAAUUGAAAGAUCAAACAAGCACGUGAUAUGUACAUAUUAAGCUGAAUGAGGUCAUUUCAUUUUGUAUAAUAAACGUUACGCUAUCAAGUAAUAAAGUAGUUUUUCUUGAAUGUUUUUGCGAAAUCGCCUGUUACAAAGUUCUGUCAAGCCGAGCGCAAACUGGCCGAGUCUUCAGCGACAAAAGGGGAAAAAACAGCGAAAACAGAAGCAAUCAUAGAUAGAGUUUCAAAACGGAAUUAUUCUAACUAUCGAUAUCUAGUCACGAGUCUGAUAUUUCAGUUUCCAACAAAAAUCAGGUGGAUUUCCUUUUCUUGCCCAGCUUAUAGCUUGAAGUAUAAUAUUACGCUAAAACUCCACGUUUAAAUCAAACUAUCCGGCAUGGUUGCUUUCCAUGAUUAUUUUCACUGUCACCUUUAUAAGCGCGAAAAUUGUCAUUCGAAAAUGAAAUUUCGUCGAUUUUGGGUAAAAAUGAAAGAAAAAUCUUACAAGACAUUUAACGUCUCUCUCGAACUGUCGUAAUCAAUCCUUUUUACUUUCAUUCGUUUUAAUUGUUCACGAGGCACAUGUCAAAAGCAGCGCUUGAACUUUAAAAACAAAAGGAUGUCUUACUUCAGUUUCAUGUUCGUCAUGAUGAUAUUUAUUUAUAACUUGUAAACAUGCGGCUUCCUGCGACUUCAAAUAAAAGAUAUGUUUUUGAUCGGCAUUCGCCUUCUGGCUGUAAAGAUCGUGGUCUGACGCGAUAUUCGUGACGAACAAGCGCAUGGUAUAGUUUCUCCGACUGAUCAAUAAUUAUAGCUGGUACCAGGAUGUGAUUAUUCAAACAACAUAUUUACGUCGACUUCUGAUAGGAAACAAAAGAAUUUCACAGACUGAUUCAGUGCGAGCGGAAGACGCAGCCGGCAUAAUACUAUCAAAUUGAAUUUCCUGGAACGGCUUUUAUGUUCUUACAAAGGAGAAGGCAGUGAGCUAGAGGAGGUUUCAUAUCUAACUCCAUGAAAACAUCCAUGAGAGUGAUUGACUUUUGAAGAAAAUCAGCUACUUCAGCGUGUAAACAUGCAGCCACAGCAAAAGGAAGGGGAACAUCCAUUUCCAAGUCCUACGAGGAAAAACGAAGGGCCUCUCCUUCUGUGUGAUGUGAAAAAAGAAAACUCCCCCAAAAAGGAAACUUGUAUCAAUUCAUCCAGUUCGUUUAAUCCAUCUGUCAAAAGGUCUUUGACUGACAGCGAACAUGAUAUGGUUCCGUAUCAUCUGAAACGUUUCAAACAGACUAAGGAAGAUUCAGCAUCCUCGGAAAAUGGUGGCGGUAUUUCACUCUCAAGUAAAGCGAGUUUACAGCAGAUUGUCAGCGAGGUGGCUCGUUCGCUCCAAAGGAAUAACUCUGUACCAGCCGCGUCGUUUCGAAGAAAGAAAACGUUUGCCUGUGGAGACUCCGAUGGGACCUCGUUACAUUCCGUUGGUAUUAUGGAUUUACAGCGACAGGAAAAGGUUUUUGGUAGUUCGCCUCGACUAGCUAUGAAUGCAGUCCAGGGAAAAUUGGAUGCUUUACCCUUUUCCGCCAGUUGCCGAGGGGAGAAGAUCUCAAAACCUCAGGUUAAAGCAGCUCAUCCAGUUCUAAGAACACUAAAUUGUCGCGGCUCCAGCAUCAAUGAAGGUGUUGCGAUUGAUCAUGAUUUCUUUCCUAAACUUGUCGGUGUACACUCGAUUUCAUCAUCAUCGGCAUUUUCACCCCAAAAGGGAGCAGCUGGUCGUUUUAACCAAGAUUUUGGUUCACCGCUGCCCAAAGAACUUUCACAAAAGGCAAUUACGGGAGACUGCUUGCCUGUCGAAAAUGCAGGAAACUUUAAAAUUGGAACUCUAAAGUACGACAGCGAGACGGACAGUGACCUAGUGAGUCCUGUUUCACCCAAUAACAAUGAAUCUGAAGCAUUCCCCCUGUCACAAUCCAAUCAGAACCAAUCAUCUGAUGAAUCCCUUUCUCGUAAAGACUCCAAAUGUCAUUCGCAGGACAAGCCAAGGGCCUUACCCAUAAUUCCUCUUGUUCUUACAACAAGUAUCGCUCCGCUUGUGUCCACAAGUCCUUUCAUGGAUGCAAAUCCUCCAGGUGGACGUGAAAAGGCGAAGUGGCCUCGACAAACUUCCAAGCAAGUCGCUGAAAUAUCUACCGCCAAAAGUCUUUCAUCCUGCUCACCGGAAGAUCGCGAUGCAUCUGUGCUCGCUCACACUCGUCACCGUCCAAGAAAAAGAAAGAUGGCAAAAAAUACAGAAACGUGCUCGGCGCCUUCUCAUGUCAGCUCGACAUUUAUGUAUUCAAAUAGAAGGAACCCCCGUGAGUCUCCCAAAAAUAUCACAUCUGUUAACAAGCAGGAAUUUGUUGACAUCAAUCGAAUGGCCGCCUGUGGCCCGCCGCGUAAACGUUAUCGUCGCUCAAGCUUCCCUUCCAAGAAGCCGUACGACCUCUUGUUUAAUUUUACAAAACCAAAUGGCAAGAGCGAUUUGUUUCUCGUAGUAAAAGAUAAAGUAUUUGCGGUGGAACGUUUUGACUGCGAAGGAGAGUCAUACUUGAUUCAUACAAACCAAAAAGGGAAGACAGCCGUUCUUGCUAAACUUCCAAAAGUCGAAAGACUAAAGUUGCAAAUAAAUGACAGAAGAGGCAUCAGACCUGAGCAACAAAUGGUCAGCGGUCAACUUGGGACCCUACAGCAUCCUGCUAAGACCUCUCUUUCUGUAUCAGCACUGAAUGAUAGCUUCUAUCCCGAAGACGCAAGGGAUACAGCUUCUUCUAUUUCCAGUCAUCAGCUAGAUUCAGACACGAUUUACAGAGUUAUAAGAGAAAAAAACAUACAGGGAAGAGAACAAUCGCUGAAUAAUAAUUCCGCAGUCUUAUCUAGAGGUGCACCUGUCCGGAAUGAUGGGCGAAUGAAAAGCGAUCGCCAUCGCUCGACAAUGUCUUUGGAAAACAGAAGGCUGCUACUAAAGCAAGUGCUGUAUGGUCUAAGGAAAGAGAUAUCUAAUCCCAAGGAAACCCUGUCCGUUGGAAAGCGCAGUCUUCUGGAGUCUGCCGAGACACGAGCCAAAGAUCGAGGUAUUUAUGUUUUUAGUGACACACACUCCACACCCAGAUGUGCCUCUUCCUUGUAUAACAGAAAAAGAAACCAACAAAGUAUCGUAAAUCCAGACAACUUUGAUAGAUAUCAAGAGUCUGACGCAGUUUACCAUCGACAGCAAUACUCCAAAUCUGAAGUGGAGAGUUCAGCCAGGGAAACGCAUACAGUUGGUAUUGGACAGCAAAGUUUCUUCGAGAAUCAACCUGCGAGAGAGGCCACCUACGAGAAUUUUGCUUGUGGAAACACUAUGCCACCUUGUAAGCGUGGGACAUUGCACAGAAGGGAUUCAAUAAAUCAUAUCACACACCCAUGUGACUCAAACGAGCGUGUCUUGUCAACAUCUGGCUCUGUUAACAUCCUGAGCAGGACAAGUGCAAACGACGUGAUCAACGUCGCUAAGAUUGGCGCUUCUAGCCGCAUGUACAUGUACGAGAAGUCGCCACACAUCAGGCAAUUUCGACAGCUUAGUGAACUUUUGCUUGGGGACAGCUAUGGAAAAUGUAGCAACAAUGCAGACCCUUUGGCCGGAAAUAGAGCUGUGGAAAGUUUCAGAGUCGCACAAGCUCCACUGACCCCUUCCGAAAUAGAACCAGUUCUUUUAAGAAUUCCCAAUGGAGGUCUGAAUAACGAUCCCAAGUUUACCAAGAAGAGACCAAACCCAGACACCAUCGGUCAGCAGGGAGCUGUUUUAGCCGACACCUGUCAUUUACUCAAGCAGGACCGUGGUAGGUCGAAGGCUAUACAGCAACUCCUGAAUGGGAGAAAUGAAAUAUUUCAGCUGCAUUCAAAUCAAACCGGACAUGUUGGAAAUGCUCUUUCCACCGACUUCCUCCAAGGCAGGGAGUGUUCACGCCACAAUACCAGUACUGCGAGUGAGCAAAAUGUUUUAGGUCACAUAGCGUCAGAGGGAGCUGCUCAAAAGACCCCACCGCCACUGGAAUGGCAACCCAUGCAUGCCCUCGUCCGUUUUCAGCAAAGAUACCUUGGGGAUGCAUCACGUCGAGGUACCACAGACGUCGUUAAUUCACGCGAAGUUGUUAGGCCAUUGGACGCCGAGAGAAUUACAGCAGGCGACGAAGGCUGGGAAAGUAUGGAACUACAACGUCAAAGAGCUGCAAAGCAUAUAACAGAUAUACCAGUCAACGAAGGCCAGGGAAGGAGUGGCAACACUCAGCAGAUUGAUAGUGGAGCAGUACCCGAGAGUUCUAUGCCCUACAAUUGCUACGGUCUUCAUGAUUUGGACGAAACUGAGGAUCCCUUUGAAAAAAAUCCUAGAAAUGAUCUCACACUUCGACUGCAACAAGAAAAAGAAAGUCCACCUACUUUCAGGCAAAGAGUUGUAAAGAAAGGUGAAUGGAAGAAAAAAUGUUCAUGCAGCCCUGAGUCAAAGCCGAAGAAAAACAUGUCUAACGUUCCCGAUCCCGAUACUGCUGGUGUUAUUGUCAUUGACGAUGACUGAGAGAAUAUUGUACGAGUCAAAAACAUCUCUAAAGCGUCUAUAUUUGGAACCAAAUAGUUCAAAUGUUGAAUAUUCAUAACGUUUCAAACUUUUUAUGCUUGAAAAUAACAAAACGCGCUCGAGUAGCUUAACUUUUGAAAAAGUCUUAAACUAAGAAGAAAAUCUUUUGGAGCUGCGAUGUCAUGUUUUAAUUGAGUUCUGACAUUUUAAAGGAACUUUAUUUAUGAUUUAACAAAUCACAAAGAAGGAUAGGUUAAUAUUGGUCCUGUUUUAUUUUUUAUUAUUUUUCAAAGAAAAUGAGAAAAGUAGUAUUUCCUGAAGAAAAUAAACUAAUUUGGUAACUCUUAA